UUUGCCGGCGGUUGGGGUGGCGGUGGAUAUGGAGGUGGCGGUGGAUGGGGUGGUGGCGGAGGCGGCGUGUGCACCACUUGUGGUGGCGAUGAGGGCGGGUAUGAAGUGGUGAAAGUGAUUAAGAAAAAGAGAAUCGUUAGGCCUUCAUAUGGCGGUGGGUAUGGCGGUGGACACGGAGGUUAUGGAGGCGGUGGUGUCUGCACGACAUGUGGAGGUGGGGGCGGUUAUGGUGGUGGAGGUUAUGGCGGUGGCGGACACUCCAAGAAAAUUAUCAUCAAAAUCGGUGGCGGCGGACGUGGCCAUCACGGAGGCGGUGGUGGAGGCUGUGGUUACGGUGGAUGUGGUGGUGGAGGCUAUGGCGGUGGUGGACACGGAGGUGGAGGCGGUUAUAAGAAAAGUUUCAGUGCUUCCGGUUCUAUACACGUAUCUGGAGGGGGCGGAGGAUAUGGUGGCGGACACGGGGGUGGAUAUGGCGGUGGCGGUUACGGUGGAGGUGGCGGCGGCUGUGGUAGUGGUCUGUGCGGUGAUAGCGGUUGGGAUAAGAAAAAGUAA
Molecule: messenger RNA, 552 nt
Organism: Oppiella nova
Lineage: Eukaryota; Metazoa; Arthropoda; Arachnida; Sarcoptiformes; Oppiidae
Source: the annotation of a GenBank genome assembly